AUGGAGCCUCCGGGCGAGGAGCGUCCCGACAACAACAACAACAACAACAAGGAUGCAGACUAUGAAUUCGAAACCCUCAAAUAUCAACUGCUUGGUCCCUCCCUGACCAAAGCCGGUCAGGAUGCCGUGGAUCAGCGGAAGGUGUCCGAAAUCAUCUACAACGCCUCCAAGGGCUCCAAGUUCUUCCACCACGAGCAGAACCGCGACAAGGUCCUGACGGAGAAGAUCGCGCGGAUUCUCCGCGAGAAGGCCCACCUCGCGACGCUCGAUCUCUCGGCGGACCUCCGGCGCGCGGACCAGCUGAUCGCAGAGCUGGAGCUGACACGGGAUCUAAGUCAGCACGUCGUGCACGUCGACUGCGACGCCUUCUUCGCGGCGGUCGAGGAGCUGGACCACCCAGAGCUGAAGACCGUGCCCAUGGCCGUCGGCAAGGGCGUCCUGACGACCUGCAACUACGAGGCGCGCAAGUUCGGCGUCCGCAGCGGCAUGGCCUCCUUCGUGGCCAUGAAGCUCUGCCCGCGGCUGGUCUGCCUGCCGAUGAACUACGACAAGUACAGCGCCAAGGCGAGGGAGAUCCGCGCGGUCUUCGCGCGGUAUGACCCCCUUUUCGAGAGCGCGAGCAUCGACGAGGCCUACCUCAACCUGACAGCCUACUGUGCGGAGAACGGGGUGGGCGCGGAGGAGACGGUCGAGCGCAUGCGCGCCGAGGUGCUGGCCGAAACCAAGGUCUCGGUCUCGGCGGGCAUCGCGGCGAAUGCCAAGCUGGCCAAGAUCGCCUCGAAUCGGAAUAAGCCGAAUGGCCAGUUCUGCGUGCCGAGCGAGAGAGUGGCGAUCAUGGCGUUCAUGCGGGAGCUGCCAGUGCGGAAGGUGAAUGGGGUGGGGCGGGUGUUCGAGCGCGAGCUGGAGGCGAUCGGCAUCAAGACCUGUGGGGAUAUCUUCCCGCAGCGGGCGUAUCUGACGCGCCUGUUCGGGGAGAAGGCGGCGUACUUUCUCAUGCAGUGCUAUCUGGGUCUGGGAAGGACGAAGAUUCAGCCCGUGGAGAACUAUGAGCGGAAGAGUGUGGGCACGGAGCGCACGUUUCAUGAGUUGGGCGGUAAGGAGGAGCUUCGCGCGAAGUUAUGGUCAGCCGCCGAGGAGCUGGAAAAGGACCUCGCUCGCACGGAGUUCAAAGGUCGUACCCUGGUGUUGAAGGUCAAGCUGGCAACCUUCGAAGUGCUCUCGCGGCAAUGUCAGCCCUCACGCGCGGUAUUCACCGCCAAGGAUCUCUAUGCCUUCUCCCUGCCAAUGCUGGAGAAGCUGGAAAAGGAGAUCCCUGACAUGAAGCUGCGAUUGCUUGGUCUGCGCUGCACCAAUCUCGUGAGCACCAAGAAAGUCGGCAUCGAGUUCUUCGGGGUCGCCCCUCGGCCUAAACCAGCCGUGGAGCCGUCUACCGACGACAAUCCCGACCAAGAGAUCGGCGCGGAAGAAGCGUUUGAAAGAGCUGCACGUCAGGAGUUACACGACGAGAUGAAUGAGAUUGAGAAGCUCAGCCAGGAAAUCUCCGAAUCAGCAGAUGUCGACGGCAAGCCGGCCCAGAACACAGCCCCAGCGUAUUGGGAUUGUCCGAUAUGUUUGAAACCCCAGGUGGCCGAUGAUCGGGCCUUCAACGACCAUGUCGACUACUGUCUCUCCAAGCAGACCAUUAAAGAGGCGGUCCAGGGUACCACUGAGCAUAUCCGCGAAGAAACCCCGCCGGCGGCGUCCAAACCCCGCAAACGCAAACCUCCCGGACAGGAAUCUCCGGAUCCGCGACAGAAGAAACUGUUCUUUUCUUGA
Messenger RNA from Aspergillus brunneoviolaceus CBS 621.78, 1815 nucleotides. Its product is annotated as Y-family DNA polymerase. NCBI's taxonomy places the organism in Eukaryota, Fungi, Ascomycota, Eurotiomycetes, Eurotiales, Aspergillaceae. The record is from RefSeq and is a predicted model, not a curated record. The coding region runs from base 1 to 1815 and encodes 604 amino acids. Gene Ontology annotation, biological process: error-prone translesion synthesis. Gene Ontology annotation, cellular component: nucleus. Gene Ontology annotation, molecular function: damaged DNA binding; DNA-directed DNA polymerase activity. The transcript is spliced from 2 exons.